AUGUUGCCAACUGUAUUAUUACUCAAAGACAAAGAAGUUUCAUAUGAAAAACCAUUUGCUUUACACAAUUACGAAACAAAAUUUCUUCCUAUUUUACAAUUUAAUUUAACCAAUGCUGAGGAGUUAUCAACAUUGUUGAAAAAUGGGCCUGAUGCUUCAAUAAUUUGGGGUAUUGUAGUGACUAGUCAACGUGCCGUAAAAGCACUCGCAGAGGCUUGGAAAGCAGCAGAAAAUGAUAUAUCGCCCAAUAUUCAAACCAAAUGGAAAUCUCUGCCCUUUUUCGUGGUCGGUAAUACGACUGCAAAUAUCGCGACACGCGAUCUUGGAUUUACUCCAAUUGGAGCAAAAGAAUCCGGAAAUGCGGAAUUAUUAGCAGAUUUUAUUGAAUUACAAAACAUUUGUGAGAAUGAAGAGCCAAAUACAAAUCAAGAUCAAGAAAAACAGAUACCAUUCAAUUGGGUAGUGUUUUUUAGUCCAUCAGGAGUUGAUUUAGCAUUACCUACGUUAAAAAAUCUCAAGUUCUGGAAAUGGAUCAAAGUUGCGGCUAUUGGGCCUACCACAAAAGAGCAUCUAAUAAUGAAUAGAUCUGUUGACGUUAGUGUAGUCUCGCCAAAACCUGAUCCUCAAAGUUUGGCUAAAGUUAUAUUUAAAUAUGACUCAUCGUUUCUUAAAUCUGACUCAUUUUCUUCUGUUUGA
Messenger RNA from Ambispora gerdemannii, 696 nucleotides. The record is from the annotation of a GenBank genome assembly. Lineage: Eukaryota; Fungi; Glomeromycota; Glomeromycetes; Archaeosporales; Ambisporaceae.